This is a messenger RNA of Solea solea (common sole), 1971 nucleotides long. It is a transcript of the gene meox1, whose product is annotated as mesenchyme homeobox 1. The record is from RefSeq and is a predicted model, not a curated record. Gene Ontology annotation, molecular function: DNA-binding transcription factor activity, RNA polymerase II-specific; RNA polymerase II cis-regulatory region sequence-specific DNA binding. The transcript has 3 exons. The coding region runs from base 492 to 1280 and encodes 262 amino acids. Lineage: Eukaryota; Metazoa; Chordata; Actinopteri; Pleuronectiformes; Soleidae. Gene Ontology annotation, cellular component: nucleus. Gene Ontology annotation, biological process: positive regulation of transcription by RNA polymerase II.
GGAGGGCUCACUUGUCAAGAAUGCCUUAGAAGAGUUGUGAAAACAGCCAGCCCGAGAAGGGGAGUCCUGCAGUUGUAGAUGCAGCUCUCCCGUUGAGCCACAGGCCAGUCAGAUCAGUCAGGGAGAGAGGGUGUGUGCGUGCGUGUGUGUGUGUCUGUGUGUGUGUGAGUCCAAGACAGGCAAGGGGGAAAAGUGUGUCAGCACCAGAGGCUCUGAGAGACGUCACACACUCCCAGGCAGAGAGGGAAACACGCUGUCACGAGGAAGGUGUCUAUCCUCACGCAUUUCUGGACUGUGGACGAGAGAGCAGCCUCUGACAGAAGUCAGCAUUCCAGCGGUGGAUGCAGGGAAACCAUGAUGAGCAUUUAGUCAGCUGAACUGGAUGUUUCUCUGAAAGAUACAAACUUCCAGCUCACGUUCCUCAUCCAGGGAGAGACUUGCAAUAAGACUAUAGUCAAGAGUGUGUGAAGUGUUUGUUUUUUUGCAUUAGGAUGGAUCAGCCAGCCAGCAGCUGCAUGCGGAGCGCCCACCCCAGCAGCCCCAUCUGGGGCUGCAUGAGGAACCCUCACCCAGGUACCAAUCUGCAGUUGCCCUACCAACAGGGCCCUUUCUCCCUGCACCAGAAGCCUGAGUUCCUGGCCUACACAGACUUCUCCAGCUCCUGCCUGGUGCCAACCGCACCACACGCAGCCUAUCCCCGUGAUGACAGACUGUACCAAGAGAGCCAAGGAGGUUACCAGAGAGCUGAGUGGCAGUUCAACCCCUGCGAGACUCGGGUGAGAGCAUCAGAGGCCUGCCCGCCUGUCGUCACCCCCGCAGCAAUGGGUGGCAGUGGGAGCGGAGGGCCCGAGCUGGACAGUGCAGGGGGAGAGAGGCUGCCAGGUGCUGUGCCCGGGUGCAUAGAGGGAGAAUACUCACCUCAAAGCGUGGCUUCGGCCGACUCAGACAAGAAGAGCUCCAAUAAGAGGAAGAGAGACGUGACAGACAUCCAGGAGUCCGGUUUUAAGGUGGAUUCCAGCUGCAAGGCGCGGAAGGAGCGCACAGCAUUCACCAAGGAGCAGCUGAGAGAGCUGGAGGCCGAGUUCACCCACCACAACUACCUGACCAGGCUCCGCCGCUACGAGAUCGCCGUCAACCUGGACCUAACAGAGAGACAGGUGAAAGUCUGGUUUCAGAACAGGAGGAUGAAGUGGAAGAGAGUGAAAGGAGGACAGUCGGCUUCGCCAAAUGACCUGGAAAAUGACGACAUAGACUCCGCCGCGUCGCCGAGCUCUGAAUGAAAAAGCCUCGGUCGGUCGGCAUCGUCAUCAUCAUCAUCAUCAUCAUCAUCAUCAGAAAGGAGGAGAUGCUAAAAUCACCUUGUGACGCAGAGAGACUGGGGUCUCGUGGACACUAAUGCAGCACAAUACAAGUUUGAAAAGCUGCAAAAAUCUAAUAAUUAUUCAGACUUAUUAUUAUUAUUAUUAUUAUUAUUAUUAUUCCCAGGAAGAAAUCACUGAGCAUCUCCUUUGCUGAAUUUUGUUGUAAAUAGUUGAAUUUUGUCAAUAAUGAACUGUGUUUUGAUACACUAACGAUAUAAAUACAAGUUUCUGAGGCCACCACGUGUUGCAGCGGUGAUAAUUACGGUCAUUGUAGAUCAGUGACAAAGCCGUAUGUUGGCUUCAAGACCCGUGAUGUCUUAUCAGACCGUGAUGUGAUUGUGUUUGAGUGCAUCUCCUUUGGUUCCAAUAUUGUAAUUAUGCCAUUUGAUGCUUGACUGCAACCACCUGGGAAAAUUCAGACUGUACAAGGUUUGCCAAGCCAUAAGUGCCUGCGAAUCUUUCAUUUUGUCAGUUUCUUUUCCUAGAAUAUUGUUAUUUUUCUGUCAAGCAUUUUUACUCUUCUUUUUUUUUUUAUACAUGUUGAAUGUUGUUGAUUAAAUACAGAUGUUACUGCAAACAGAAUAAAUGAUCUGCUGCAAAAUGUGUAAAA